GAAUUCAACACAAAAAAAAUCCUGCUCGACUUGAUUGGUGAGCAGCUCGCAUAUAUUCGUAUCGCCAGUGGCAAACAACCACAGGAAGCCUUAAAUAUCUUCGACUAGGUUAAACGCACUCACACUGAACAGGACCGAGCAGGCGCGUGGCACAUUUCUUUUGAGGAAAAGAUUUUUUAAGAAGUUUUUAGUUUAAAAAAAAAAAAAAAAAGAUUCUCAAAGAUGUCUGUUUUACCCGACGAGGCGGUGUUUUCUGACUUCAGAAAGCAGUGUCUGUCCACGGACAAUUGGUCAAGCAAGUAUGAUAAGCAUGGGAUGCAAGUGUGGGUCCAUGCUUCUCCACCAAAAAAAGGAAAUCACGUCCACAAGAUCAAGUGUAAAAUGACGAUCAAAGAUGUAUCGGCUGCCACCAUGUACGACGUCCUUCAUGAUGGCCAGUACCGUAAGCAGUGGGACCCCGCCAUGUUGGACAGUUAUGACAUUGCCCGCCUCUCUGACAACGCCGAUGUGGGCUACUACUCAUGGAUUUGUCCGAAGCCCAUAAAGAACAGAGAUGUGGUGAGCCUGCGUUCGUGGCAGGUGACGGAGGACGAGUACAUCAUUGUUAACUUCUCAGUCAAACACCCGAAAUACCCUCCUCGCAGCGACAUUGUGAGAGCCAUGUCCAUCCUCACUGGAUAUUUGAUCAAGCCCAUAGGACCAAACAGCUGCACUUUUAUAUACCUUUCACAAGCUGACCCCAAAGGUUCUCUUCCAAAGUGGGUGGGAAACCAGGCUUCUCAAGUUCUCGCUCCUCGGGUGAUGAAGUGUGUACACAAGGCGGGACAGAACUACCCAGAGUGGAAACUGCAGAACUCUCCCAAACGGAAGCCCUGGUUGCACCCGGACCAGAGCACCCUGCCCACGAUGGACCCCAAGGAACUGUCGAUGCAGAGAGCAGACUCGCUAGAAAACGUGGACGAGAGUUCCAAGAUGGCCGCUCAGGACAGCGAGGACAGCAGUUAAAUCUUAUCAAGGUGAUGUGAGGAAGGGUAGAUGAAGUGAUAUUGGAGGACAGGCUGUGUGUGUGUAUAUACUAACAAAUGUAAUAAGACUUGAGACCUCCGACUCUCUGUGAUGUUACCCUAAUGCUCAUAAAUAUUUAUCUGGUUUUCCAAAUCCGUGUGCCUUUUUGGGAUGAGCAUGAAGUGUUUACAGCUGUCUUACCAGACGGAAAGGAGCACAGAUCAAGUAGCCAGUCACCUCAGUCCAUGUUGAACUAAGCUAAACAUCUCUCCAGUAUUUGCCGCAGGGCUUUUAAAAACAUUUUUUACAUUGUAAUGGCUUAGAGGUGUCAGGGUUUGAACGUGUCAGUUACAUCACUACAUUCACGAUGGGUCCUCUGUCCGGCCUUUUUUUUUUUUAAGUUGUAGCUAUGUAAAAAACGCAUGAACCAAUUUUAAAUGAAGAAAUAAAGGGUAGUUAUCCACUUUGCCUUUUUACAAGUGACAGUGAAUGGAAAAGAUGAGUUACUGUAAGUGGUGAAAGUGGAGUGAAGGGAAAUUAUUGACUUUCUUUGUUAAAUCACAUGUCAAUAGUUUAGCAUGAAACCUAAUAUGGUCAACCUUUUUUAAUCUGUUUGGCUUAAUGGAAGAAGAAGAAGAAGAAAAAGAAGACUUCACUGUCACUACAGAAGCUACUGAUUUAUGUUUGUUUUUAAAUGUGAAAAUUGUGUUUGUUUUUAAUGGCAACCAUUUUAAUUAAUUAAUAUUUUAUUUAGUCACGAUGAGCAUCUAUGCUGUGUUUCUAUCAUUGUGUAAUACAGGAAGACGGUUUGAAGGUUCAUUGUAAUGCAAUGUAAUUCUUAAUCUAAGUUAUACAGACCUGAGACUUGCAUUGGCACUCGAGGGGAUCAGUUGUUCUGAGAAUGAAGGUCUGGUUAUGUUGUAUUAACAUGUGAAUGGCAAUUCAUUUUGUCAGUUGAAUAUGACUUUACUUGAAGGAUUGGACUGACCAUAAAGAAUAUAUUUUGCUUUAUUUAUUGUUUUUUUUGUUGUAAGUUCAGAAGUAAUCAUGAUUUAGAGAACCCCCCCCUCCCCCUGGAAUAAAGCCCUGCAGGCUGAACUCGUUUCGGUUUUCUUGAAGAUA
Messenger RNA from Cottoperca gobio, 2127 nucleotides. It is a transcript of the gene stard14, whose product is annotated as START domain containing 14. The record is from RefSeq and is a predicted model, not a curated record. The coding region runs from base 223 to 1005 and encodes 260 amino acids. Gene Ontology annotation, molecular function: lipid binding. Lineage: Eukaryota; Metazoa; Chordata; Actinopteri; Perciformes; Bovichtidae. The transcript is spliced from 5 exons.